Hermetia illucens (black soldier fly) is the source of this 3971-nucleotide messenger RNA. It is a transcript of the gene ssh, whose product is annotated as protein phosphatase Slingshot. Gene Ontology annotation, cellular component: cytoplasm. Gene Ontology annotation, molecular function: actin binding; protein tyrosine/serine/threonine phosphatase activity. The coding region runs from base 222 to 3665 and encodes 1147 amino acids. The transcript is spliced from 9 exons. NCBI's taxonomy places the organism in Eukaryota, Metazoa, Arthropoda, Insecta, Diptera, Stratiomyidae. Gene Ontology annotation, biological process: protein dephosphorylation; negative regulation of actin filament polymerization; actin cytoskeleton organization. The record is from RefSeq and is a predicted model, not a curated record.
GCUGAAUCUUUUGAUACAUCCCCUUGUGUGUGGCUUUCUGUCUUGUGUCUUCUUUACAUACACGGUCUGUCAAAUUGUAAUAAAAAUGGCGCAUUCUUAGUCGUUCUCGCCUUUAUUUUUUACGUGAAAAGUGUUGAUAGAUCGCAUUAGGUGUGGAAACUCUUUGGAAAGUGUUUAACAAAAUGUGUUAGCCAAGUAAUCGCGCGCAUGCAGUGAUUAAUAUGGCAUUGGUGACAGUGCAGCGAUCACCAAGCACGACGGGCUCAUUACAAUGUUCUAUUUCGGAUGGUGAUGGAGAAGAGGAGGAAAGUGGAAGAUAUGACAAAAGCACAAGUGAAUGUUUUUUUGCUGGGAAGGGAACUGCAAUGGUCCUAUCACUUAAGGAUAUUCCGCCAAGUACAAAAAGACGUCUUAGCACCGAUUCCAAUCGUUCAACAAAUAGCUCAUCCGGUAAUAAUUCAGAAAUACAACAGCAUCUACAAUCUAUGUUCUAUUUACUACGACAUGAAGAAACUCUAAAAAUGGCAGUAAAACUGGAAUCUCAUCAUCCCGGUCGUACUCGAUAUCUGGCAAUUGUUUCUCGAACAACAUACAUGAGUAAUGAUUCGAAAGGAAGAAAAUCGACAUCACCGUAUAUGGAGAAACGCGAUAGUUCGAAAUCAUCAGAUGGUGCGACAGAGGAGACGGGACGAGAAAUCGAAGAGUCCUGCCUGUUGGGAAUUGAUUGCAAUGAAAAAACUACAAUUGGACUUGUUUUACGCAUUUUAGCUGAUACAACAAUACGAUUAGACGGAGAUGGUGGUUUUAGUAUAAGUGUCUACGGAAAAACGCACAUAUUCAAACCAGUAUCAGUGCAGGCGAUGUGGUCAGCGCUACAAACCUUACACAAAGUAUCACAGAAAGCUAGAGAGAAUAAUUUUUACCCAGGUGGUCCGUCUCAUGGCUGGGUAUCAUACUAUGAAAAUUCGAUAUCUUCAGAUCGAUCCUACUUGAAUGAAUGGAAUGCAAUGGACUCUAUUGAAAGUCGACGUCCGCCUUCACCAGAUGCCAUUAGAAAUAAGCCUACUAAACGUGAAGAAACGGAGCAAGUUAUUAAAAUGACAUUAAAGGAGAUUAUGAUGUCGGUCGAUUUGGAUGAAGUUACAUCAAAAUUCAUUCGGGGACGACUAGAGGAUCAUCUGGAUAUGGAUUUAGACGAAUAUAAGUCGUUUAUAGAUGAAGAAAUGCUGAUAAUAUUAGGUCAAAUGGACGCACCCACUGAAAUAUUUGAACAUGUAUAUUUAGGCUCGGAAUGGAAUGCCAGUAACUUAGAGGAACUUCAGAAAAAUGGAGUCCGACACAUAUUGAAUGUGACCCGUGAAAUAGAUAAUUUUUUUCCUGGAAUGUUUGACUACUGUAAUAUACGCGUGUAUGAUGAUGAAAAAACAAAUUUACUCAAACAUUGGGAUAAUACAUUUAAAUAUAUAUCUCGUGCCAAAGCUGAGGGAUCAAAAGUAUUAGUACAUUGUAAGAUGGGUAUUAGUCGAUCGGCAUCUGUUGUUAUUGCCUACGCUAUGAAAGCUUACAAUUGGAAUCUGAAAGAUGCUCUAGAACAUGUGAAAAAACGUCGUAAUUGUAUUAAGCCAAAUAAAAAUUUCCUUACGCAAUUGGAAACGUAUCGUGGUAUGUUGGACGCAAUGAAAAACAAAGAGAAAUUGCAACGCAGUAAAAGUGAAACGAAUCUGAAAAGUGUAAAGGAUGCUCGUUUACUGCCAGGCAGCGAGCCAACACCUCUUAUCCAAGCUUUAAAUAAAACAAAAUCAACAAACCCAGCAUCGCCAUCGUCCACAUCUUCACCGAAACGACCGCUACGUAGAUCGAAUAGUGCAUCGCCAAAAAACGUGCAAUCCGAUAUCAUAAAUACGAAACCGCAAAGUCAUUCAUUGGAGAACCUUGUAGCGAACAAGGUGGCGGAAGAGGCAAAAAACGUUCGGCUUCCCUGCAGUAACGGCCAGAACUACAGCGUUACACAAAAUCAAGUGCUUCAUAUCCAAAAAAAUUCAUCCCUCUCAUCUGUAAAAACAAUCGUAAGUGAAUUAGAGUCUAGUAGUAGCGAGAAGAAUAUAUCAACUAUUAACUUUAUGGCGUCGAAAUCAGAGUGGAAGGGUGGCACCCCUGUAACGAAUGUUGUCAUCGGUUCCACGUAUUCGGACGAAGAAUUUAGUGACCCGCAGGACAGAGCGACUGUGCAGUAUAGACGAAGUGAUAUGGCGGCGAAUAGCAAAAGGUCCUCAGUCUCAUCAACGGAUAAUCCAAUUUGGACAUCUUCAGCACAAAUCAUACAUCAAACUAUAACUUCUGCGGAAAGUUACGAACGAAGUAGCAUCCCAAGCUCACGACAAAGCUCCUGUAGCAGUGUCGAUUCGGCUGUUUUUUUAGGUUACGGCGGAGGCGAACGACGUGAAAUGAUUUCUAGGCAUUCUUCUUGGGGAUCCGGUGAUAAUCGUGUGCUUCCAUCAAGAAAUAGCUCUUGGGGUUCCUGUGAUACUAAUCAUCGAUUAAGCGAGCGUGCAUUCAAUUUGAAUGCAGCUGACACGGCAAUUUUCGAAGGUCAAAUCAUGCAUAGUGGUCAGCAUGACUCGAACUUAUUUAGCGGUAGUAAAUAUAUCCCCUAUUAUCCGGGGACUGUGAAACGAACAAAACAGAAACUUGAGGAGAGUACUCCGACAUUUUCGAAAAAAGUCUGCGAAGGCAGUCUGAAAGCGGCUAGUGCAAAUGAGGAUUUAACGCCACGUCGAGGCACUAAUACGACGUCUUACUCUCACCCACCAAGAGGACAAAACUUUAGAUGUAAUAGCGAAGAAAUAAUUCAGAAUUACAACCUGCCUACUGCGCACUCCUAUGGUAUGUUGUCAGUGUCUGCACCAGAAGCAUUUUCCAUGCCAAGUAAAAUUAUAGAAGACUCGAUAGCUAAGUCAAAGGGAUUACUUCAGCAAGAAGGUGGAGGAGACGGUAUGACACCGCCUAUUGAUAAAAUCGCUGGAACUGUUCAACACUUGAAAAUGAAUUUUGAAGCAAAAGCCAAUUCGUCAUCAUCACCAAUAACAGGGCAUAGUAGCAGUAAGAAAGGAAGUUCCUUGCCAUCGUCUCCGGUUGCGCCACACGAUGAAGCUCGAACGAGACUCUUCGACAAAACGAAGAACGAACCGACAAAGGAUUUGAGUGUUAAGGGAUUAGUAAGUAAAUAUCAAUCUCCCGAUUCACGGCCGGCAUCAUUCAAUUGCCAUAGAACACGACCAAAAUCAUUCUACGAUAGUCGUAGUAACGUCUUCCAUCAAAACGAAACCGGCAGCGGAGGAUGCAUUUCAAAAUAUCCCAUCAUAUCGCAAAAGGAGGGAGGUCACGUUACAAUAAGAAUUUCAAAUGAUUUGAGUAAACCACCACCAAUCCCACCGACAUUCAAAGCUUCAACAGCAGCCACCAAUAUUGUCGUUCCCAUGACAACAGAUAAAAUAAUUUCAUCAUCAUCGUCAUCAUCCACAACGUCCGCGCCAGCGUCCGUGCAUCUUCAUCACAGUUUUAAGAAAUCAACCAAUCAGCAACAAUUUGGAAAGACUCAUCCACUCGCAACGCUUAGCCUUUCUAAACCGCGGUUUAAUACAGCAGCCACUUACAAUACGAUGUAAUUAUUUCAAGUGAGUAUAGCAAAGAAAAAAAAUGAGAAAAAUAAUGCAAAAUAAGAUGAUAUAGAAUAUAAUAUGGAAUAUUUGUAUAAAAUGAGAAAUAAUGAGAUAAUUUUUUUUUAGUUUUAAGAAUUUUGGAACUGUAAAUAUUGUAAGAUUUUUUCUAUUUGUAUGUUUGUAUUAAAAAAGUAAUGUUUUGCUAUUGAAACUAUUAUUAUUAUACCUACCUAUAUAUAUAUGAGAGUAAGGCUUGAAUAUUUUAAUUACAAAAAGAAACUCUGUGUAUUAUCAAAUAAAUUAUUUUAAAGA